AUGAAUCCAUGGAAGGAACAAGAAUGGAGAUCAACCUGGAACCAGAAUCUGUAUGAAACUUCUGCUGACCACAGUAAAAGCAACUUUCAAAGACUCUUGUCAUUCUUGGAAGUCGAUAAUUCAUUCCUUACACCAUGGAGUUUCAACCCGGAUGCUUUUGGUGAUUUCAGAUCGAAUAUUCAGACAUAUAUGAGCUUGUCACAUGGCUCAUUCUUCACUUACGAUGGGUUUGCAACUUUGGGAUCCCCUCAAGUGGAGCCCUUAGUGGUCAAAAAAGAAGGAACUAUCGUGGCUCAUGCGGUUGCCUUUAUGACAUCUGAUGAAGGACAAUCUUCGAGUAACCAAGAGGUAAAAUCCAAGUGA
This is a messenger RNA of Lactuca virosa, 363 nucleotides long. Lineage: Eukaryota; Viridiplantae; Streptophyta; Magnoliopsida; Asterales; Asteraceae. The record is from the annotation of a GenBank genome assembly.